This is a messenger RNA of Spinacia oleracea (spinach), 1664 nucleotides long. Its product is annotated as casein kinase II subunit alpha-2. Bases 120 to 1409 code for a protein of 429 amino acids. Lineage: Eukaryota; Viridiplantae; Streptophyta; Magnoliopsida; Caryophyllales; Amaranthaceae. The record is from RefSeq and is a predicted model, not a curated record. Gene Ontology annotation, biological process: regulation of cell cycle; peptidyl-serine phosphorylation; peptidyl-threonine phosphorylation. Gene Ontology annotation, molecular function: ATP binding; protein serine/threonine kinase activity. The transcript is spliced from 10 exons. Gene Ontology annotation, cellular component: protein kinase CK2 complex; cytosol; nucleus.
UCUAAGUAAAAAUAUCCAUGUAAGGGAAGUGAUUGAGUGAGGAAAGAAAGCAAAGUCUAAAUAGCGGGAGUAAGGAGUGUUUCCAUUUUGUGCCCUCCCCCAUUCUUCCCUUAUAUUUGAUGGCCGUAAGGCCUCCUCUGCAAUUCACUCUCUCUCCUCGAAGCCACCAAAUCAUCUUCUCCAUCUUCGACUUCCCUUUUUCUCUCUCCUCGAACCUUAUCCUUCAUUCCUCUUCUUCAAUUAACAAUCAAAACCGUCUUCUUCUUCUCCGGCAGUUCGGGUCGAAGACGAGCAGUUUCUCACCGCCUCCGACAAGAUCGUCGGAGAUUAAACGAAUUGUUAGGUCGUCCACUUUUGCAGAUACGCUGGCUCAAAGGAUUGGUAAAUCGAUUCGCCGCCCUGGCGCCGCCUCCAAAGCUAGGGUUUAUUCCGAUGUCAAUGUUGUCCGACCUAAAGAUUAUUGGGAUUACGAGGCACUCACUGUUCAAUGGGGUGAACAGGAUGAUUAUGAAGUGGUAAGGAAGGUUGGGAGAGGCAAAUACAGCGAGGUCUUUGAGGGUGUUCAUUGUACUAAUAAUGAGAAAUGUAUCAUUAAGAUCCUUAAACCUGUCAAGAAGAAGAAGAUCAAAAGGGAGAUAAAAAUACUUCAAAACCUUUGCGGUGGACCAAAUAUUGUGAAAUUGCUUGAUAUUGUAAGAGAUCAGCAGUCGAAGACCCCAAGUCUUGUUUUUGAAUAUGUGAAUAAUACAGAUUUCAAGGUGCUUUACCCUACACUGUCGGACUAUGAUAUUCGCUACUACAUCCAUGAACUUUUAAAGGCUUUAGAUUACUGUCACUCACAAGGCAUUAUGCAUCGUGAUGUAAAGCCCCAUAAUGUCAUGAUUGACCAUGAGCAGCGAAAGCUACGACUUAUAGAUUGGGGCCUUGCGGAGUUCUAUCAUCCAGGGAAGGAAUACAAUGUUCGUGUUGCAUCAAGAUAUUUUAAAGGUCCAGAACUUCUUGUUGAUUUGCAAGACUAUGAUUACUCUUUGGACUUAUGGAGCCUGGGGUGCAUGUUUGCUGGAAUGAUUUUUCGCAAGGAGCCGUUCUUUUAUGGACAUGAUAAUUAUGACCAAUUGGUCAAGAUAGCUAAGGUACUAGGAACAGAUGAACUGAAUGCAUAUCUGAGUAAGUACCGCAUAGAGUUAGAUCCACAUCUUGCUGCCCUUGUGGGAAGGCAUAGCCGAAAACCAUGGACAAAGUUUAUUAAUGCAGACAACCAACAUCUGGCGGUUCCGGAGGCUGUUGACUUUGUUGAUAAAUUGCUGAAAUAUGAUCACCAGGAAAGGCCCACUGCUAAAGAAGCAAUGGCACAUCCUUAUUUCUACCCAAUAAGAAAUGCUGAAAGCAGCCGAACUCGUACACAAUAAGAUGAAUUGGGUCCAAAAGAGGUUAUUAUUGUACGAGUAUGCGUUCCGAGUUUUUCUUCUAUUUUCGAGCUGAUUUUAAAUGUACUGAUUUUUUUUACCCAGUCUUGUGACUCUGUUCACAUUUCCUGUUCAGUAUAGGCUUCUUCAGACAGCGAGUUUUACAUUAAAUUAGUUCCCAAUAUUAACCCUUCUUUUGGUAUGAUUUGUGUAAUGAACGUUUCAAGGCUUCAAAUUAUUUUUCGAUCAGGUUGUCAA